This is a messenger RNA of Rosa rugosa (rugosa rose), 1766 nucleotides long. RefSeq names its product protein ROH1D-like. Bases 356 to 1540 code for a protein of 394 amino acids. The record is from RefSeq and is a predicted model, not a curated record. The transcript is spliced from 2 exons. Lineage: Eukaryota; Viridiplantae; Streptophyta; Magnoliopsida; Rosales; Rosaceae.
UUCCCCUGUUUUGUUUAUAUGAAAAAAAAAUAAAAAAAAAAUACUCCCGUAUCUUCCGGUGCUGGAGUUUGGGUUGUAUCGAACUGAGGGCUCAGCUCCUCAGCCAGUUUUGAAGAGAAGAUCUCUGCGGCAGCCCCUACGCACAUGUUGUCUGUCUUGUUUAUUCUCAACAAAAACAUUCUUCAGACUCUCUUCCAAGCAAGGUGGGCUUUGGAAUGCUAUCAAUAUUCGCCGAUUGAUAUAUCGAUUUGAGCUGAAUCAGAACUGGGUUUUUUUUUUUUAUUGAUUUUGGGACUUGUGUUGUCAUUUGGAAUAUCUUGAGGGUUUUGUGAUUGGAAUCUUGUGGGUUGAGACCAUGCCUUCCACACAUAAUCAUGCAGCAGGUUCUUCUUCACCUUUGACUUCAUUAGGUCGCUCCAUUUGGACUCGGCGAGAACAGUGUCAUUCCGUUGAAGAUAAUCAUGAGUCUAGUGCCCAGGAGUUAGAGCUUCAAUCUUUUCAGAAACAUGUUGCAGACCUUUUUCAUGACUUGUCGGGUGUUGGUGCUGAUGAGCUGCUCUCUAUUGCAUGGACUCAGAAGCUUUUAGAUGUUUUCAUCAGCUGCCUAGAGGAAUUCAGAGGUAUCUUUCUGAAGAACAAAGAAGAUAUUUCUAAACCGCCCAUGGACCAUUGGACUGAUGCAUACUUAGAUAGGAGUUUGAAGGCACUUGACAUUUGCAAUGCAGCUCGUGAUGGGAUUGAUAAGAUUCGUAUGUGGCAUAAGCAUUUAGAGAUUGUUCUGUGUGCCUUGGAUUCUCGCCAGAGGCCAUAUUGUGAGGGCCAGUUCCGUCGAGCAAGAAAGGCUUUGAUGGAUUUGGCACUUGAAAUGCUUGAUGGGAGAGACUCUGGGUCUGCAUUUUCACAGCGGAAUUGGUCGUUUGGGCGUCACAACACAAGAAAGGAUCGCCACCGCCGUACCUCAUCAGGACAUUCUCGCUCUCACUCAUGGAGCAUAUCCGCUUCUUGGUCUGCAGCUAAGCAGCUGCAAUCAAUUGCAAACAACUUGGUAGCACCUCGUGGGAAUGAAAAUGCUGCGACCAAUGGGCUUGUAGGAUCUAUAUUCACAAUGAGUUCUGUGCUCAUGUUUGUUUUGUCGGCUCUUGUUGCUGCAAUACCUUGUCAGGAUCGAGGUCUUAAUACUCAGUUUUCCAUCCCUCCACAGUACUCCUGGGGUAUCCCCCUAAUCUCGCUUCACGAACGGAUAAUGGAAGAAUCUAAGAAGCGAGAGCGUCAGAGUUCCAACGGAUUGCUGAAGGAGAUUUAUCAGGUUGAGAAAUGCACACGCCACAUGACAGACUUUGUUGAUCUGGUUCAAUUCCCAUUGACAGAGGAACAGAAAAUGGAACUUGAACAAGUACUUGAGGAGUUAGCAUCGAUCUGUGAAAAGUUUAAGAAUGGAUUGGGUCCACUGGAACGCCAAAUUCGGGAUGUAUUCCGCAGGAUUCUGAAUUGCCGAACUGAGGGUCUUGAACUUUUGAGUAAGGGAAGCAAUCUGGAGUAACUUAAAAUAGAUGAGUUUAUGAGCAUGAAAUGUACAAAUUUGCGAAUACAUUUUGUCUUGCAUAUUUCCAUCUUUUGCAAGGAGAGACAAGGACAUAAUAAGGUCAACAACAGUACAAAGGUUAAGCAAGCAUCUUGUUAUACUCUUUAAUUUCCGUAAAGUGCAUAGUAUUUUCAUUGGAUCAUUACUGAUUAGUAAAAUGAUUUUACUUUGUUGGUUGUUUGUA